Cornus florida is the source of this 890-nucleotide messenger RNA. Its product is annotated as RING-H2 finger protein ATL64. The transcript has a single exon. Lineage: Eukaryota; Viridiplantae; Streptophyta; Magnoliopsida; Cornales; Cornaceae. Gene Ontology annotation, biological process: protein ubiquitination. The coding region runs from base 1 to 753 and encodes 250 amino acids. The record is from RefSeq and is a predicted model, not a curated record.
AUGGAUGAUAAUACAACAGCUCUCACAACCACAAGGGGCUGUGAUCCAAACAACUAUGGAUUUAGCGGAAGGGUAAUGUUGAUCUCCGUUGUGAUUCUCUUCGCCGUUUGCUUCAUCAUAGUCUGCUUCCACUCCUACGCGCGCUGGUCCCUCAACCGCCGUGCCCGCCAACUCCGUGACCACCACCGCAGCCUUCGACGGUCUCACCGCUUCUCCUUCGAGUCCGAAUCCAUCGUCAAUGCACCCCAAGGUCUCGACUCAGUCGUCCUCACAUCCCUCCCCACCUUCAUCUACGACUCUGUCUUCCACGACCCUCCUCUAGAAUGCGCCGUGUGCUUAUCUGAAUUCGAAGACCACCAGAGGGGUCGUCUUCUACCCAAGUGUAACCACUGCUUCCACGUUGAUUGCAUUGGCAUGUGGUUUCACUCCCACUCUAACUGCCCACUCUGCAGAGCCCCGGUUCAACCUCCCUUUCCGGUCCGAACCACCAUCCAAACAGUGCCCGAAUCGGCCAGUUCGGAGGCAGAGUCGAGUUUUAGGCUGUGCCCAGAGUCUCGAACCGAUGAAGAUCAAACAACUUUUUGCGCUUCUUCUUCGCCGCCUGCUUUGGAGGGUAUAACAGUAGAGGUUCCGGUGACAAACGAGGUGGGUUCGAGAAAUUCGGAAGAUAUGGAUGCCGGGUCGAAUAGUGAUAACGGGUUGGGGAAACCGGAUAGUCCAGGUUUGUCGGUGAAAAGAUUUUGGAGCAUAUAGUAGAUAGAGACGAUAAGGCUGUGGUUUGGGUCAGAUCGAAGAGCUGAUCGGUGAGUCUUAUCGGAUAUCGAACCACCGGGCAGAACUUUGGUAAUUAUCUGUAACGUUUGUAUCAGGUAAGCCUCGGCAGUAAAACA